AUGGAUUACCCCCUUGUGGAUCAUCCUUUAAGUCGGUAUAACACGAAGCCGCGGACCUUGGCCGGCUUUAGGAUACCCAGUGAUGGAACUUAUGAAACCGCAUAUUCGCUUAUGCUUCUCUUGAAUUUGGAGAAAAGAGCUAGCUUUAGAGCAAAGUUGGAACUCUCCAGUCUGCUUUCCCCGCAACUUCUUAAUAUUGUCAACGAGACGUCCAUCGACGAAGCAUUCGAACCCGGAGUAGCGGGCGCCCCCCCGACCCACAGACGAUUCAUUUUCGGCAACAACGCAGCAGCAGAGCAUCUUCUCGAGUUUAACCAGACCAUCGACAAACUCAGAGAUGCAGAGGACGUGCUGGGCAUAGCGGGACAGAAGUUCCGGGACGCUUUCGGCCCCGAUUACGUAGCCAACGAAGACAUCAGGACGUUGGUAGACUGGGCCAUCUCCUUCGGCUCCCAUGGCAUCUUCCACCGCCUGCGGGCCAUGAUUGUUUAUAUUGAACAGGACCCGUCGAGCAGCUUCAAAACCGGGGAUAAUGCCCCUGAUUAUACUUGGAGGAAGCAUAUAAAGGACAAAGCGAACCGGUGGGGUCACGUCCCGCUCCUAGUGGAGGACUUGCAAGUCGUUAAUAUACGACGUCUAGGCCCACACGAGAUCAACUUUCAAGAUUUAGUUUUCACGCAUGAGAUGUUCAGGAUCAUACACUUUCGACUUGCGCUCUUAGUUGGUACUGACAAUAAGCCAACACCGGAGGCAUUGAUAUUCAGCCACUACAUUAGCAUUAUCGAUGGCUUCAAGAGUUGGAGAUGUGAGUUUCUAUCUUAUCUCAUCACCGAGGAAAAAGCUAGACACAGCAACGCAAGGCAAUGGUAUACCGAAAGGGGUUGUUUGAACAUCGACGAACUCUACGAGGAACUUAUCUGCGUCGUUGUCGAGAUGGCUCGCGCGGUCAUGCAGUCGCGGCCAAUUCUGGAAGCGACGCGUGAGGUGGCUACUGAACUAGAAAAUCGUCUUCAAAGAGCCCUACGGCACACGCCCGACACAUUAUUCCGAGUAGAUCGUUGCAGGGUAUUCCCAUUUACAUUCUUACAGGGUCAGGCCGGCAUUCUUCAUUCGUGGCCCGACCCGAAGAAUGCGACCCCGCCUCUAGUCGAGCACCAUGUGCUUCCCCUUAUGCCAUCAUUCUUACCGGAGCGACCCGUCAAUUUCAGCAGAGUGGAUGGGCACUACACCUUCACGGAGGUCGCUAGAAGUCCUGCGAAUCAUCCUCUGACUCAUUUCAAUAUGAAACAGGAACGCCCUCUCCCCCCAAAGAUUCCUGCCAACUUCUACGCUUCCCAAUAUAACAACUCGCGCCAAGGAGGAGGAGGUCGCUCGUUCCAGGGACGUCACUCCGCGCACUCCGCGCACUCUGCCAACUCCCGACCAGGCUCCCACAGCUCCCAACAAAAUUCCAACCGACCAGGCUCCCACAGCUCCCAACCAGGCUCCGCCACCGCCCCCCGACCAGGAGGAGGAGGAGGAGGAGGUGGUGGUGGUGGCAUGGCUAUGGACAGUUUUAUAAAAAACGUAAAACAGGCAAAGGCACAGGUGGUGGAAUUUUCGGACGCGGACGGCGACUACGACCACGACUCCGACUUCGACCCCGACUUGUCGGCUUCUGACGAGGGGGGAUCCUAUCGGGAAUCCGAGAGCCGCCGAUCGAGCCUCGCGCAAACGACGGACGAGGAGGAGGCGAGAACGCGCAGCAGCGGCAGCGGCAGUGACAGCAGCCUAAGCCUAGAGACGGACGCGCGACCCGGCGGCAUCGAUACUAGCGCGUCGUUCUGGGGGGCCAGUCUGCCGCCCGCGAGCUCAAUAGCUACCGGGGGCCAGCUCAAGAGAAAGGCGGCCGUCGACGCAUACGGAUCGCCGCCUAAGAGGACGAGACACGUGGCUGUGUCGUAA
This is a messenger RNA of Hypoxylon fragiforme, 1944 nucleotides long. RefSeq lists its product as uncharacterized. The transcript has 2 exons. Lineage: Eukaryota; Fungi; Ascomycota; Sordariomycetes; Xylariales; Hypoxylaceae. The record is from RefSeq and is a predicted model, not a curated record. Bases 1 to 1944 code for a protein of 647 amino acids.